This is a messenger RNA of Vespula pensylvanica (western yellowjacket), 1731 nucleotides long. It is a transcript of the gene Phb1, whose product is annotated as protein l(2)37Cc. NCBI's taxonomy places the organism in Eukaryota, Metazoa, Arthropoda, Insecta, Hymenoptera, Vespidae. Gene Ontology annotation, biological process: mitochondrion organization. The transcript is spliced from 4 exons. Gene Ontology annotation, cellular component: mitochondrion; membrane. The record is from RefSeq and is a predicted model, not a curated record. Bases 158 to 976 code for a protein of 272 amino acids.
UUUCCGCCACGAUGAAGAAUGGCGCUGUAGUCGGUUUCUCGUUUUCCCUUCUCGUAUAGGAUCCAUUUUUCUUUAUCAGCGCAUGUACGCCGCACGAGGAGAAAAGUGAUUAAUUCGAACUAGAAAGACAUCGUUUAUUACAUAUUUUGUAUAAAAAAUGGCAUCACAGUUCUUCAACCGAUUAGGUCAAUUAGGAUUAGGAAUGAGUCUUGUUGGUACCGCUGUUAGCACUGCACUGUAUAAUGUCGAUGGAGGACAUAGAGCAGUUAUUUUCGACAGAUUUGCUGGUAUCAAAAGUCUUGUGGUAGGAGAAGGAACACAUUUUUUAAUUCCUUGGGUACAAAAACCUAUUGUCUUUGAUAUACGUUCAAGACCAAGAAACGUUCCUGUUGUUACCGGGAGCAAGGAUUUACAAAAUGUGAACAUUACACUUCGUAUUCUCUUUAGACCAGUACCUGAUUCGUUACCUAAAAUAUACACUGUUCUGGGUUUUGAUUAUGAUGAAAGAGUACUUCCAUCUAUUACAACUGAAGUAUUGAAAGCUGUUGUUGCACAGUUUGAUGCUGGAGAAUUGAUUACUCAACGUGAAUUAGUCUCUCAAAAAGUUAGCGAAGAUUUAACUGAAAGAGCUUCUCAAUUUGGUCUUAUUUUAGACGAUAUAUCCAUCACGCAUUUAACUUUUGGAAAAGAAUUUACGCAUGCUGUAGAAUUGAAGCAAGUCGCCCAACAAGAAGCAGAGAAAGCUCGUUUCUUAGUAGAAAGAGCUGAACAACAAAAGAAGGCAGCUAUUAUUACGGCUGAAGGUGAUGCUCAAGCUGCUAGUUUAAUAGCAGAAUCUCUUGGAAAUGCUGGCGAUGGUCUUGUUGAACUUAGAAGAAUCGAAGCUGCCGAAGAUAUCGCAUUUAAUUUAGCAAACUCUCGGCAAAUAACGUAUUUACCAUCUGGACAAAAUGUACUGCUGAACUUACCACAGUAAAGAGAAAGUAUGAAAUGAGCAGUACAUAUAUAUAUAUAUAUCUAUACAUAUAUAUGUAUAAGUUAAGCAUUUACAUCGUAAAGAAAGGCAUUUUGGUGUUGAUAACGUAUUUGAAUGUGGCAAAAAAUUCCUUGCAAGUGUUGCAUAGCAGGAAUAUAUAGAAUUUCAUAAUACUUUAGUUAUUUUGCAAAUUUGUAUUGUUUCUUUUUUUUUAUAAUUAUAUAUACUCCUAUUCCUUUUAUCGAAUAUUGUAAAUAUCUUCCGAAAAAAUCUUUCUGUAUCGAAUUAAUAAUCUGGCCUAUCAUAUUUGAAUAACUAUUACUUUAUUUUAAAUAAUAGGAAAUAGUACAAAAAAAAUUGUUCGUAGCAAAGAAAUAUUUUUUCGUUAUUUAGAAAAUACUAAUCACAUUAGAAUUACAAGAAUGAUAUUAUCUUGAAUCGACUAUUUUUUCAUAGUUUUGAUAUUCAUCGAUUAUUUAAAGAUAACUCUUGGAUACUGAUAGUAUCUUUACAUAAAUAAUUUUCAUAGUUUUAGCAAUUCUCGAAUUUUGUCGUAUUUGUAUAUUCAAAAGUAUUGUGAAUAAUGAAUGAAACAAGACUAAUAACACAGCAAUAUGCACACUGUUAAAAACUAAUUUGGCAUAAGAUCUACGUAAACAAAAGUCAUUUUCAAUUUGCCACUUUUGAAUAAAACUUAAGAGCAUGUUGAUAAAAUAAUAAUUGCGUAUAGAAAAUUAUACACUUGUUAAUGAAUA